CUGAGAGGGGGCAGGAUUGACUCAGCCUCCCCCAGUCUGUCUGCAGCCCACAGCAGGGCCCAGCCGCUACCACUGGCGCAGUGAGCCGAGUGCCGCACUGUAUAACGCAGGCUGACGGACAGGCCACAAGCUUAUACCCGGCCCCCCAGGCUGAACUACUACGCCAGGUCAGCCAGAGCAAUAGUUGCCACGCAGCCUCAUCCACCACGAGACGUCAAAAGGGAGCUGGUGACAGGUGGAUGGUAGAUCGUGGCCAGCAGUGAGUGUGCAGGGGACCGCACAGGACAGACGAGUGCCCGCACAGGCACAUUCAGAGCACUGUGAUUUCACACACAGUAAGUUUUGUUUUAAGUGACGUUCGCCAGUGACUAACUGCUUACUGGCCGUUAUGUGUACAGCUUACUGAAAUAGCAUUAACUAAGGUCUGAGAAGAAAUUACUUAAGUCUAGUCACCAAGUGUGAAGAACCGAAGGACGUUAAAAAAAAACAUAUUUCUACUGAAAAGUGCGCAAUUACUAAUCCAGGAACUGUUGCUUGGUACCUCAUUCACACAAGGGCAUGGAGGUGCCUUUCACGAUGCCCGUGCAGGGUGGCGCCAUGGAACGGGGCAUGGCGGUCCUGGGCUUGGAGCCGAUGAUUGGUGGCGGCCUGGGCGGGACAGGUUCACGGCGCAAGCGGGAGUUCAUGCCGGAGGAGAAGAAGGACGCCUCCUACUGGGAGAAGCGGCGAAAGAACAAUGAAGCGGCCAAGCGCUCGCGGGAAAAGCGACGCGUCAGUGACUAUGUGCUGGAGACGCGGCUGGUGGCCCUGAGCGAGGAGAACAUGCGGCUGCGGGCGGAGCUGCUGGCACUGCGACUGCGCUUUGGCCUGACCGGCUCCGCCUCCGCCCAGCAUAGCCUGCUGCCCCUGCCCCCCAGCCGGCCCAUGGACCCCUUCUGGGGCCGGUGGCCCCGGGAUGGCGAUCACUCCUCCUUACCCUCCGCUCACCCCAUCUCCCCUCUCUCUUCCAUGCACACUCCUGCAACGACCGGCUACUCUUUCGGCAUCGACCGCUACCCUCCAUUCGCCUCGUCGCACUCGCCGCUGUUCCUUCCUGCCCUGCUGCCCCACCCCCCUGCCCACUGGGUUGGCCAAGCUGCUCCCAGGCCCAUCCUGGGCCCCAAGAAGCCCAGCGAUGAGGAGGCAGAGCAGCAGGUCCCGGCCGCCCUGGAGGCUGACCUGAGUACUGCACUGCCUCAUAAACUGAGGCUGAAAAUACGCGGCCAGCAUUGCAGGCCUGACUCGGGAGGAGCGACGAAAGACGGAGAGUCCUUAACACCACCCCGCAAGAUACUGUACAUGACUGACUGAAUCCACAUACACCAGCCAGCAAGGGAUCCAUGACCACACAGAGCAGGACUGAGAGAAAGUCCAUACUGAACCAAAUGAUUAACUUUCAGCUUUAAUUCAGACCUCCACGGAUCGCUAAGCGGUCCACAUGCAGCAAGCCUGAAAUGACCACUUAUCUGACACGCAGGCUGAUCCCUCAGCAUCGGCGGGGCUGGGGAGGCAUGAAACGGCUCAGGAUCAAAACGCGACAACAUGCGAAAUUCAGUUUUUGAAAUGUAAACGUAUGGUCACACAGGAAGGCUCCCCUUUGGAAGCCUGUAUAUGCUGUAGCCCUUCAUGUUCCUACCCUGCCAUCUUACACUCUGCAUUACUAAUGUAUUUUCAAUGCAAUUCUGAUUCAUUCACCGAAUGCCAUCUAUCUCAAA
This is a messenger RNA of Brienomyrus brachyistius, 1754 nucleotides long. RefSeq names its product nuclear factor, interleukin 3 regulated, member 4 (gene nfil3-4). Bases 559 to 1350 code for a protein of 263 amino acids. Gene Ontology annotation, molecular function: DNA-binding transcription factor activity; DNA binding. Gene Ontology annotation, biological process: circadian rhythm; regulation of DNA-templated transcription. NCBI's taxonomy places the organism in Eukaryota, Metazoa, Chordata, Actinopteri, Osteoglossiformes, Mormyridae. Gene Ontology annotation, cellular component: nucleus. The record is from RefSeq and is a predicted model, not a curated record. The transcript is spliced from 2 exons.